Molecule: messenger RNA, 210 nt
Organism: Linum trigynum
Lineage: Eukaryota; Viridiplantae; Streptophyta; Magnoliopsida; Malpighiales; Linaceae
Source: the annotation of a GenBank genome assembly
AUGCUCUCCAUCGUCAUCGCCCGUCUCACCUGCUCCAGCCCAUCUCCCCGUAGCCGCUCCCAAAUCCAGCGCAUCUCCCCUACUCCUGCUCCAGCCGUCUCACCUCCGCAACAUCUCCCACCAGCCGUAUCUCCUCCGCAGCAUCUCCCACCGGCAGUCUCACCUUCGCAGCAUCUCCCACCAGUCACUACCCUGCUCGACGUGAGGUGA